GCGGUCUGAAAUGGGUGCAGGGGCAAUAACAUGGCCGAACCUCCAGGAGACACGUCUGACCCUGCAGAAUUAACAGAAGAGUUUGACCCUUAUUCAGGAGAAGUAGAAAGAGUGGAUGAAAACUUGGACGUGUCUCUAGCCGCACCGCCCGAAUCACAGUGGUACCAUGGCCGUCUGGACAGACAAACUGCUGAAGAUAGAUUACGCACAAAGGGAGAGAAUGGCUCCUAUUUGAUAAGGGAGUCUGAAAGAAAACAUGGUCAAUAUGUCCUCUCAUUUCUUGGAGAAACUGGAAUCAACCACUUCAGAAUUACUGCCAUGUGUGGAGAUUAUUAUAUAGGAGGGCGCCAGUUUGAUUCCCUGUCAGAUUUGAUUGGGUAUUAUACCAAGGUAUCAGAUCUUUUAAAAGGGGAACGGUUAAAAAUGCCCAUUCCUCCCCCAGAACCUGUAGAUGAUAAGCGGCGAGUUAUUGCAAUAUUACCUUACAACAAAAUACCUGAUACAGAUGAAUUAAGCUUCGAAAAAGGUGAUGUAUUCUUGGUACAUAAUGAAUUAGGGGAUGGCUGGAUAUGGGUAACAUCUCUUAGAACUAAAGAGAGUGGCAUUGUGUACCAAGAGCUGGUCGAAGAUCUGAAUGGCAGUGUUGAUCUUGUGGAAAACAAUCUUUGGUUUCAUCCAAGUAUUACGAAACAAGAGGUCUCACAGAAACUUGGUCAAGCUGGUCCUGGUAGUUUUCUGGUCAGACCAAGUGAAAUGUCACCUGGUGACUUCACACUGUAUUUUUAUGUUGAAAAUCAAAUUCAGAAGUUUAAAAUAUCCAGAAAAGGGAGCCAGUUUGCCUUAGGAGGAAGAUAUUUUGAAAGUAUUAGGGCCAUAAUAGGACGGUACAAAAAAGAGCAAAUUGUUGAAGGGCACACUUUAGGAGAUCCUGUUCUACGGAAUGCAACAGAAGGUGAUGAAUGUAUCCAUGAACUGGAUACAGAUGAAACGGAUGCAAGAACAAGACAGAUCUAUGCUACAAUACGGCAGAUGCAAAGUAGUGGUUCAAAUUUUCUCAUCAACAGAAAUGAUCACAUUGUCCUGAAAGGAUUUUUGAACAAAAAAAGUGAAAGAGGAAACAAAUGGAAAAAUAUGCACUUUGUACUGAAUGGGACCGAGCAUCAGUUAUACUUUUUUGAAAAUGAUAAGCGCUCCAAACCAAAAGGUCUGAUAGACCUCAGUUACAGCUCACUUUACCCAGUUCAUGACAGUUUAUUUGGAAGGCCCAGCUGUUUUCAGCUGGUGGUUAGAGCCUUAAACCACUUUUCAGUCCAUUAUUUGUGUGCUGAAAAUGCUGAUACUGCACAGGAAUGGGUGCAGGCUCUGAAACCAUACUGUAUCAACACCACUCCUGCAAAAAGUUCCUUAAGACAGCUAUUAAGUUUGAACAUUCAUGUAUUAGAUGCCCACCGUCUUCCUGUAAAAAGUGUGCCUCAUCCCUACUGCACAGUUUCAAUAAAUGAGGUCAAAGUUUGCCGUACAGAGGCAAAAGAGGCACCAAAUCCAGUAUGGGAAGAUGAGUUUGUUUUGGAGGAUAUUCCUCAAGAUAUCUAUAGUUUUACUGUCAUUGUUCACAAUAAGGGAAGGAGAUCCAAAGAUACAGAAGUUUCUUCUGUUAGCCAAGGACUUGGAGGCUGUAAAGGCAUUAACUCAAGUUUGUGGAAAUGAUAGGAUUCCGCUUGCCAAAUCCUUAUUAAAUAUCUUUCGCAAAGAGAAACAGGAGUCUCAUCUUAUUCGCACAAUGAAUGACAGGGAAAUUGAUAAAGAAUGUACUGUAUCAAAUUUGUUCCGUGCAACUUCCUUUGCUACCACGCUGAUGGAUCAGUAUAUGAAGAUGGUUGCUACAGACUUUGUGCAUCAUGCUGCUAAAUCAUCUGUUAUGAAAAUUAUAGAGUCAAGGCAAUCUUGUGAGCUCAAUCCAACCCUUCUUGACAACCCAACAGAUGCUACUGCCAAUAAAGAACACCUCUUAUCUGUGCUUAAAGAUGUUGUUCGAAAUAUUUUCAUGUCAACAGACAAGUGUCCUUUGGUGCUUCGAUAUAUCUGUGGAUGCUUGCAGAAAAAAGUAAUUUCCAAAUGGCCAGAAGAUGAAACAGUUAAGACAAGAGUAGUUAGCGGGUUCAUUUUCCUGAGGUUGUUGUGUCCAGCAUUACUUAAUCCCAAGUGUUUUAACAUUAUAACAGAAACUCCUUCAGAAGUGGCAGCUAGAAGUUUAAAACUGGUGGCAAAGUCCCUGCAGAAUCUAGCAAAUUUAGUGGAAUUUGGUGCAAAGGAACCCUUCAUGGAAGUAGUUAAUCCUUUUAUCCUUGGAAACAAACAAAGGAUGGUCAUGUUUUUGGAUGAAUUGUCUAAUAUCCCAGAGUACCCUGUAGUGGGUGACUACCAAGUGGCAGACAUUGGAAGGGACUUGGCUAAUGUGCACCAGAUAUGCACUUCCCAUGCUCAGGAGCUUCAGGCAUUAGACCAGGCACAGGCAGCACAGGGGGAUCAGAGGAACCAGAAGAAACAGCACUCAUUAAAAAGACUUGUGACUGUGACAGAUAUGCUGACCAAGCAUAAGCAGCACUAUUUAGGUAAUCUUUAAUGACACUUUCCAUAUGAAAUGGGGUUGUAUCAUUUGGAGGAAAGCUGUGCCUGUCCUGCUGACGAGUGCAAAAUCCCAGUGUAGAAUAAAGGUUUAAAGGAAGAGUGAAAAUCUGACCUGGUACAGUGCAUGAGGAGCAUCCCUCUCCCUGUCCAAAAAAAAGGAAAAAGGAAACAGACAAAAUAAAACAGGGUUCUCAGGCCUGUGGCAUUUUGUUUACCUGCAAUAUAUGAGUUGGCAUUUAUUGGAGGAUGCAUAAGUCUUUCCAUGAAGUAGAGCACUGCAAUACAUUAUGUAUAGGAAAUACAUGUGAAAAGCUGGAAGAAAGGCAUCAUUGUUCAAGUUUAUUCACACUUUCACAUCAUCAUCAUCAUAGUGUCACACUUUUUAAUUGAUGCUUAACAAGUGGUUUUUGUCAGGCUGUGUUGUUAUGUUGGAACAAAAAUGGAAAUGUUUGCUAGGGCAUCAUGAUGAAAAAUGUUUUUAUUAAUGAAAAUGAGCAGUUUAUUAUACUAUCAACAAUUUAGAGCAAAAAAUCCAUCAGAUGCUGCAAUAAGAUGAAAUAAAUUGUCGAUAACAUAGCCUGUUUAAACAAAACUUGAGGCAAUUUUAAAUAGGUUGUCCUUACAAAUGGUGUCAAUGUCAUUCUCUUUUUAGAGAGGGAAAAGCUCAAAUAAAUAUGCAUGCUCAAAAAAGGAGUUCAUAACAAAACACUUGGUUUAUACUGCAAUAUAUUCUGAUGAUUGUUAUUUCAUAUAAUAAACUUUAUUUUGAAUUCAUUAAAUGAAAAGCAGUUAUUCUUGAGCAUUUAAUAAUGGAUGCCUAUUAUUCUUGAAGCAUUAUCAUCAGUAAAUUAUAGGAUUUGAAGUUGUCAUUAUUUUUCAUUUAUUUAUUGCAUGAUCAAUAUGCCAAUUGUUGCUGUUAUGUCCAAUAUACUUGAAAUA
This is a messenger RNA of Lingula anatina, 3567 nucleotides long. RefSeq names its product ras GTPase-activating protein 1. Gene Ontology annotation, biological process: regulation of GTPase activity. Lineage: Eukaryota; Metazoa; Brachiopoda; Lingulata; Lingulida; Lingulidae. Gene Ontology annotation, molecular function: protein binding. The record is from RefSeq and is a predicted model, not a curated record.